AAACGUAGGGCACAUUGAAAUGAAGCACAGCCUAUUCAACAGAGGCAGCCCAUUUCAUUGCUCUGCAAUCUCCGACCUUCAUUCUAAUGUUCUCUUCUUUUCAGUUUAUGGAGAAUUCAUAGGUGUGUCAGGCAAAUCUUCUGAGGCUGAUGUUGUCACUCUUGGUGAUGAUGAUGAAUCUCCUAUGUGCAGAGCCAGGAAUUGUUAUUAAGUGUCCAAUUUGCAUGGACUUUUACUCGGAGAUUGGGCAAAGUGCACGAGAGCUUGUGUCAAUCGUGUUCUGCAGCGCGUGCCUCCCUGCUGCCCUGGACACUACCAGCAUGUGCCCAACCUGCAGAGCGGAAUGCAAUCCAGAAAUGUAUUUUCCAGUUUAUUUAGGAGUGCUUCUGUUUCUCAGGAGUCAGAUGGAUCCUGGGGAAUAGGCAAUGUAGAGGCUUGUUUCUUUAUGUAUAUAGUUC
This is a messenger RNA of Cyanistes caeruleus (blue tit), 458 nucleotides long. Lineage: Eukaryota; Metazoa; Chordata; Aves; Passeriformes; Paridae. The record is from RefSeq and is a predicted model, not a curated record.